UUUCAUAUAGUUUAGUUACGAUUUCGAAAACGACCCGACGCGUCCGCCGCCGGCGACAAUACCCGAUUUCUCGAAUCGAUCCCACAAAUUGAGCUUCGUCUCUCUUACGUUGUACGGUGUUGUGCAGUGCAGUGCCUUAAAGGAUUACUCUCCUUGACGUUUACGGUUGAAGAGCCAGCCUCUUCACUUAUCCGCGGACCGUCCGCCCCCGGGAUGCCAACUUAGCGAACAUGGGGACGGACGACUUAGCGCCGAGCUUCACGCAAAAGCCGCAGCUGCGACAGGAGGACGAUGGCAACAAACUCGUCUUCGAGUGCCAGCUGCUGGCCGCGCCGAAACCGGACAUCUGCUGGUACCGCAGCGAUGAACUGCUCAAGGAGGAUACUAGAACUAAAUUUAAGAUCCAGAGCAUCGAGAAGAACAAGUUCUUGGUGGUGCUCGAGUUGGACGACGUGAUCGAGAGCGACGCGGGGCUGUACAAGGUCAAGGCUAAGAACAAGAUGGGCGAGGUGGCCGCCUCCAUCAAUCUUAACUUCAGCCCCGCUGACGAAGACAAACAAAAACAAGUGGACGGUAGAGCGCCAACGUUCGCGCGCAAGCCCGCCAUCCGUCAGGAGGAUGACGGCAAGCGGCUCAUCUUCGAGUGCCGCAUCGAGGCGGAGCCCGUGCCCACGGUCGCCUGGUUCCACAACACGGCUGAGGUCAAGCCUGGCGCGAGGCAUAAGCUAACAGUAAGCAAAGACGGCAAGUCAUACUAUGCCUCGCUGGAAAUCGCAAACGUGACCGUGGAAGACGCGGGCAAAUACAAGGUGACCGCCAAGAACGAACUCGGCGAAAGCAACGCCACGAUCAGCCUGAACUUCGACAGCGACGAAGCGCCCGUUCCUGAGGACUAUAUCAAACCGACGUUCACGGAAAGACCCGUCAUCAGGCAAUCGGAGGAUGGUACAAAAAUCACAUUCGAAUGCAGAUGUGUUGGCAAACCGAAACCAACCGUCGCAUGGUACCAUGGCAAAAAACUAAUAAAAGAAAGUAGUCGACAUAAAAUAACAUUAGAAGAGGACCAAACAUUAUAUCAUAUAGCGCGAUUAGAAAUUAUAGGCGUAGAAAAUACGGACAAAGGAGAAUACCGGGCAUUGGCGAAAAACAAACAUGGUGAAGGCGUAGCAAAAAUAAAUCUCAACUUUGAGACUGGAGAUAAACCGAAAAUUCCUGAUGGUAAAGCACCAAGAUUCCCUAAAAAACCAACAAUAAGGCAAGAAGGGGAUGUGUUAAUAAUGGAGUGCAUACUCGAAGCGUAUCCCGUCCCGGACAUCGCGUGGUUCCACGGGGAAAAGGAACUAAAAGAUGGAUCAAAAAUGAAGAUGUCUCGAAAAGCGACGGGAAAAGACACGUUUAAUUUGACACUAGAAAUAUUAGGCCCCACUAGGGAAGAUGGUGGCAAUUAUAGGUGCAAUGCCUUCAACUUGUUUGGUGAGAGUAAUGCAAACAUUGCUCUCAAUUUCCAAGGUGGGGAUGACGAGAACGGUUUCGCACCAUCGUUCAUAGAGAAACCUCGAAUCAUUCCCAACGAAGAUGGCACACUCAUCACAAUGCGUUGCGUGUGCAAGGCAAAGCCGGCGGCUGAAGUAACAUGGUACAGAGGCACGACCGCAAUCAAAGCUAGCAGUAAGAUUGAGAUCAAAUCGAGUGUUAUAAGUGAGGAUGUUUACGAAUUGGUAUUACUUUUGUCGAACCCGACGGGAGCGGAUGGUGGCGCUUACCGCUGUCACGUCAAAAAUGAAUACGGCGAAAGCAAUGCUAACUUAAACCUCAAUAUCGAGGCUGAGCCAGAACCAGAAGGCGAAGGCCCAACAUUUGUCGAGAAACCGACUAUCCAAUCAAAGGAUAACGGUAAACUAGUAACCAUGGGAUGCAAGGUUAAAGCUAGCCCGAAACCGACAAUCGUGUGGUACCAUGAGGGUAAAGAAAUCAAAGACUCAUCGAAAAUCAAGACCAGGGUCGAAGUGAAGGAUGAUUUAUACACAAUUAUUUUGGAACUUAUCGAUCCUGGUAUUGAAGACUCCGGAUUAUAUAAAUGCAAUAUCAAAAACGAACUUGGGGAGCUCAAUGCAAAUCUUACGCUCAAUAUUGAAAUCAUUCCAGUUAUCAAAGAAAAACCAAAGGUCAUUAAGAUAGUUAAAAAGAAGACUGUUAUUGUUGAAUGUAAAGUAUUAAGUAAAUUUGCACCAGCUUGCACCUGGUUCAAGGAAGCAAGCGCUGUCAAGGAGGACUCAAGACACACUGUGCUCAUUGAGCCUCUUAGAGAGGGUGAAUUCACAGUCAAAUUGGAAAUCUCAAACGUGUCACAAACCGACAAGGGAUCGUACAAGCUCGUGGCUAAGAACGAGAAGGGCGAGGCUACGUCGCAGGUGGUCGAGAUCACCGAGAUCCCUGAACCUCAGGGCGACAAGCCGCAGAUCAUCAAACACUUCAGGAGCCUGGCCAAAAAAGAAAACGAGGAGGCAGAGUUCGUCGCCGUCCUCAAAACAUCGGACCAAUCGUGCAGAUGCACCUGGUACAAGAACUCCACGGUCAUCAGAGACUCGUCCGAGGUCAACACGUCGUUCGACGGGACCAACGCGCGCCUAAUCAUCAGGAAGGUGUCCUCCAAAUACGCGGCCACGUACCGCGUGGUCAUCAAAAACGAGUUUGGAGAGGACGAGUCUAAUGCCGACUUGACGAUUGUAGAGGAAAAGAAGAAGAAGGAGGAGGAAGAGGAAAAAGAAGAAGAAGAAAAGAUGGAAGUAGAAGAAGAAGAAGAAAAGACCAUCGUCGAAUCAGAAGAGGAGAUGUCCAUCGUCGAAGAAAAGUCAGUGACUGAAGAAAACCACAUCGAACAAAAGAAGACCGUCAAAAAGGUUGAAAAGAAAGAAGAAAUUAAGGUGGAAGAAAAGAAAGAAGAGAAGAAGGAGGAAGUAAAAAUGGAAGUUGACGAGGCCAAGAAGGUGAUGCAGAAGAAAACUGCUAAAACUGAAGAAGAAAAGAAGGAAAUGCUUGAAAAAUUGGAGAAGAGGAAGAAAUCGGAACCCGAGGCUAAGAUUGAAGGCAUUCCAAAACUCAAACCAGUCAAGCCCAAGGAAGAACCGGUUGAGGAAAAGAAAGAUGACAAGAAGACUGAAUCCAAAACGACGACCAAAAAGGUUGUCAAAAAGAAGGUCGUUGCCAAGAAGGAUGAGGAUGUACUGGAAUUCGUCGACGAUUACGAGCGACCCGUUUUGGAAAAAUACGAGAAAAUCACACCAACGCCACUCGCUAAAAAACCGAAAGAAGAUGACACACCUAAGUCGAAACGAGCGUCAGUGUCCGAAAGCGUUAAAAGUGAACAAUAUGAAAGUGAGGAAGAACAAUCGGUGGCAGCUCCGGCACCAGAGAAGAAAUCUAAGGUUGAACCCAAAAAGGAGGAAGAGAAGCCUGAAACAAAGAGACCUAGUAUCAAAAAGGGUAUUCCUAAACCAGAGGAGCCUGUAGACGAAUUAUCUGGUGUCAAAUUGUCCAAAACACCGACUAAACCAACAGAAACAAAGGCUGAAGAACCUCAAGCGGCUAAAGCUAAAAAACCAAUAGCUAAGCCAAAAGAAGAGAAAGAGUUUAUCGAUGACUACGAAAGACCAGAACUCGAGAAAUACGACAAAAUGACACCGACUCCUAGUGAAAGAACUAAAAAGGAGAACGGAGUGGAGGAAACUCCGGAGUUCGUGGAUGAUUAUGAAAAGCCCGAACUAGAAAAAUACGAAAAGAUCACUCCUACGCCUAAAGAUAAACGUCGCGCUAGUGAGCACGAGGAUGACGUUGAUAUGAUGCGAGGCAAGAUAAAACCGAAACCUGCAGAAGAGGAGCCGGAAAAACCUACCCUUCGUAAACGUCCGGUUACAAAGGAUAAGGAGGAAGACAAAAAACCGGAAGAAAAACCAAAGGCUAAGCCCGCGGAUAAAGACAAGCCUGAGGCUAAAAAACGCCCGUCUCUUAAGGAGAAAGAGGUCGUGCAAGAAGAAUUUGUCGACGAUUAUGAGAGGCCCGUGCUCGAAAAGUACGAGAAAAUCACACCAACACCCCUUGAGAAAAAGAAGAAGGAUGACAAAAAGCCCGAGGAACCCGAAGAGGUACCAUCCGCAACUGCUACAGCUAGGCGUCGUUCGGUUAAAGCCAAAGACGAGCCAGAGCCAAUGGACGUUGAUGAGAGCGUCAGCCUAGCCAAGCCUAAAACGCCUGCAAAGCCAGGACAAGAGCCUGAAGAGGUCGAACUCACACACAAAACACCCGCGCAAACUAAACCCACGGAGGAUUCCGCGGCGGCCGAAUUAAAGGUUAAGAAACCUGAAAUUGUUGAAGAGAAAACAAUUAAGAGGAGGCCUUCGGCAAAGAAGGGUGAAGGUGAAGAUACUGAAGAGUCUGUCAGCCUCACCAAGCCUCGAACUAAGACAAGCACUACCGCCCCUGAAGAAGCCUCUCUUACCCAAAAGACUCCUGCUAAGAAAAAGCCAACGGAGGGAUCAGAGGCAGCGGCACUUAAAGUCAAAAAGCCAGCCGUCGUCAAAAAAGACGACGAUGAUGAGGAACCUCUGACCGUUCAAGCUGGUAAAUUUGAAAAGCCACAGUUGAAGAAAACUACCAAGAAGGCCACCGACACUGCCAAAAAAGCAACUACAAAAGAUAAAGAAAAUAUUGAUGGGUUGGAACUGGACUUUGUCGAUGACUACGAGAGGCCAGUCCUCGAGAAAUAUGAGAAGAUCACACCAACUCCCACUGUGCGGGAGAAGAAAGAAAAGGAAACGGCCAAGACCGAAAGUAGGAGGACGUCUGUUCAGAGCGAGACUUCUGAGGUUAAGACCGAGAGUCGCAAGAGCUCAAUCGUCGAAUCCAAAGGAAUUAAGCUCACAAAAGAAACUGCAGAGAGCAGAAAGUCAUCCGUUUCGGCAGUUGCUGAGCAACAGCAGUCUACAACACUCAAAAAGACUGCCCAGAGGCCCAGCAUAAAAGAACCGGAACCUGCAGAACUAGACCAAAUAAAACUUAAGGAUGACAAAAAAGAGACAGUUGAAGAAAAGGUAACAUCAGGUACUGUCGAUAAGCCUUCAGAAAAAGUUAGUCCAAGGCGACCAUCGAAAACAGAAACACAGGAAGCAAACGAAAAAGUGGAACCGACACGUAAAGAUAGUCUUGAUCGCCCCACUGAGACAAAGUACCCUUGGCGACGUCCCAGUAAAACUGAGGUAACUGAAGACGUAGAUGAAAAUAUUACGGAAGAGACAGAAAUCAAUAGAAAGUCAUCCAUUGACAAGGUUACUCGAGUACGCAAAGAAGAUGUUAAAGAAACUCCUUCAGAGUCUCCGUAUCCUUGGCGUAGACCAAGUAAACCCGAGGAACCAAAAGAAAAGCCUGAGCCAAAACGUAAAAUAGGCAUGGAACAACCGGCUGAUUCUAUGUACCCUUGGCGCCGUCAAAGCAAAACUGAGGUCGUGCCAGAUAAGGUAGUGGAUGAUAAAAAAGAAACACCAGAAAUCCAAGUUGAGAGCACUGAUGACUCUUCAGACCGUCGUUUCCCAUAUCGACGAUCCAGCAGUGUCUUAGAGGAGGAAAAUAGCGUUACUGAUAAGGGUUGGGUGGAGCCUGAGGAAGUCAAAGUGUUCAAGGGACGUGAUGAUGACCCUAUUAUAGUUAUUACGCCUGACAUUGUCGUUGACAAUCCGUACCCGUGGCGAAAAUCAAUACCAGAGAUACCAACACUAUCUACACCAGAGCCAGAACAGAAAAAGAUACCGUUUUCAUGGGAUUCGAUUCCAGAAAUACCACAGGCUGAACAAACACCAGAGAUAGAGGACAAAUACAAUCCAAUACUACAUACACCAGAACCUGUGGGUCGGCGAAGGCCGUGGUCUCCCCAGCCACAGGCUGAGGCAGAACAACCGGCAACGUUAGGAAUCCCACAAGCUUAUAGCGGACCUCAAACACCCGAGGAGAAAGUGGCAAUCAAGGAAGAAAAGGUCGAGGAAGAAGUCAAAAAGGCGAAGGUCACAAGCGUGAAGAAGAAGGCGGAAGACCUUCCAGAGAUCGCGGACUAUGAGAGGCCGGAGCUUGAGAAGUUCGAGAAGCCGACCUUCACUCCGACCACUAAGGAGAAGCCAGAGAAAGAUACUAAGCCAAAGGUGCCAGAAAUCAAGGCACCCGAGGAGAAGCCAGGUGGUUUGGCACCCAAGAUCGAGGUGAUCCGCGAAAAGUCACCCCGACCAGACAUGCCCAGGAAGCCAUCGCUGGCUCCAGGCGCCCCCGGCAGCAGGAGAGGCUCCCUCAUCCCUCCUCCGGAGGAGAUGGGCAGGAGACCAUCUCUUAUCAUCAGCGACGAGGAAAAUAGAAAACUAAGACCUGGUGAGGUGGUCGAAGAGAAGAAGGUCACCAAAUUACGUCCAGGCGAAGUUUUAGACGACAAAAAGCGGCGAAAGUCAGCCGACACGCGCCGCCCGUCCAUCCAGGAGUUGGAAGACUUGAUCAACAAGCCCUCGGUGCCCCUGAAGCCGAAGGGAGAUGAGGGUCCGCCAGUCAUCGUUGAUGUGCAGGAGAGCUACUCUGCUGUUGAAGAUCAAACCGGCUACCUGACCGUGCAAGUGGAGGGUAACCCAGCACCAACCUUCAAGUUCUACAAGGGAGUGACCGAGCUCAUCGAGGGCGGUCGCUUCAAGUUCGUCACCGACGAGAACGGGCUCAUCACCCUGUGCAUGCGCAAGGUCAAGCCCAACGAUGAGGGCAAAUACAAGAUCGUCGUCAGCAACAUCCAUGGAGAGGAUUCCGCUGAGAUGCAGCUUUACGUAUCAGACGCCAGUGGCAUGGACUUCCGUGCCAUGCUCAAGAAGAGGAAGUACGCCAAAUGGGGUAAACCGGACGGCGACCCAGAUUGGGGAGACCUCAAGGAGGUUGAAAAACCAGUGCCGGCACUCAAGAAAGUCGAAAAGAAACAAGAGUCGUUCUUGAAGCCCCUCGUCGAUCAAUUCGCUAAGGAGGGCAAGGAUAAGAAAGUGGUCUUCGAAGCUAUCUUCUCCAAGCCUAAUGCUAAACCGAAGUGGUUCUUCCGUAAAGAUGAACUGUUCGCUGGCUCCAAAUAUAAGAUGACCAACGAGCAAGACUCGUACAAACUGAUCAUCAUGACUCCUAAAGUAGAGGACACGGGUAAAAUAACGGUUGAAAUUGGUGGCAUCACCUGCACUGCGUUCCUCCAAGUUGAGGAACCAGACCCGACAUAUUCCUUCACCAAGAAUCUGAAGAAGACCAUCAGCGGCUACACGGCGCACGAGACCACACUCGAGUGUGCCGUGUCCAGCAGUCUCGCCAUCGUCUCCUGGUGGAAGGGAGACAAGAAGCUGGAAGAUGGCGAAGAGUACCAGAUCUCCAAAGACUUGUCUGGCGUGUGCAGGCUGACCAUUAGGAACUCUAAGUUCGAAGACGCUGGCAAAUAUACCUGUAAGCUUGAAAAGCAGCCUGACAAGACUGAAUGCGAUGUGAAGAUUGUAGAGUAUCCUUACAAAUUCACUAAGGUACUGAAGUCGCAGCAGGCCGUUGAAAAAGACACCAUCACUCUGCUUUGUGAACUUGACGAUGCUGGUGGUGAAGUACAAUGGUUCAAGAACGACGAGCCGCUGCAGACAGACAAGCGCAUCACGGUGGUGAAGGAGGGGCGCAAGCGCAAGGUGGUGAUCAAGGACGCUAAGGUCACGGACGCUGGCAACUACAAGUGUACCAGCAACGCCGAUGAGACCAAGUGCGAGCUGAUCGUCAAUUACUCGAAUCGCUUCAACAAGAAGUUGAAGGACACCGAAGCAAUUGAGAGGGACAAGGUGGUCCUGGAGGUGGAACUCCAGGAUCAGACCGCCGAGGCCGUGUGGUCUUUCAAUGGACAGCCCAUUGUGCCCAACGAGAGAAUCGAAAUCAAGAACUUGGGCGGCGGAAAACACCAGCUUAUCUUCAACAAGCUGGAGAUGGAAGAUGACGGCGAGAUCCUCUGCGAAUCUGGCAAGCUCAGCUCCUCGUGCAAGCUGACUGUGAAGAAGGGAGAGUCCAAGCCGACCAUCGACUGCCCGGAGGAGUUCUUCGGGCCCGCGGGACAGCCUUUCGUCAUCGAGGUGCCUUAUAAAAUUACCGGCACCCGAGUAUCGCCCAUCGAGGCUAAACUGUGGAAGGAUGGCAAAGCACUGCCCGUCAAAGAAGUUGAAGCAGUGGUCGAACAAGAGAAGGUCCUCUUCAAGAUUAAGAAGCCACAGAGAGACUUAUCCGGCAAAUACCAGAUCAAAUUGUCGAACGCCCAAGGCGAAGAUGCCAAGGAUGUUAACAUUACCAUGCAGAGCGUGCCGACGCCUCCUCAGGAUGUGGAGGUCGCUGACGUGUUCCAGACAUCUUGCGUGGUUAACUGGAAGGCGCCGGAAGACGAUGGUGGUGCUCCACUCGUCAAAUACAUUAUUGAAAGACAGGACCUGUCUCUCAAAGCUGGCUGGGACAACGUGGGCGAGGUGCCCGCCGGUCAGCCGACCAAGUUCAAGGUCGAGGAUCUCGUCGCGAAGAAAACCUACAAGUUCAGGAUCCGCGCCGUCAACAAGAUCGGCCCCUCAGAGCCGGGCAUGUUCGGCAAACCUGUUCUCGCCAAGGAUCCUUGGGAUGAACCUUCGAAGCCCAAGAAUGUGGAGCUUACGGACUGGGACAAGGACCACGCAGACCUCAAAUGGCAGAAGCCCGACAACGAUGGCGGUGCACCAAUCACUGGUUACCUUAUCGAAUACAAGGAGAAGUUCGGCAAGGACUGGGUAAAGGGCAAGGAAGUGCCUGGUGACUGCCUCUCAGCCACACAAGACGGGCUGAAAGAAGGUGGCACUUACGAGUUCAGGGUGCGCGCUAUCAACAAGGCGGGUCCUGGCGAGCCUAGCGACACCACUAAACCAAUUGUCGCUAAGUGCAGAUUCGUCAAGCCCUACAUCAUUGGAGAGGGUCUCCAGAACAUGAUCAUCAAGAAGGGACAGGUCAUCACCUUCGACAUCAAGUACGGCGGUGAACCUGAACCGGAGGUCAGAUGGAUGCAGGGUGAAGAGGAAAUAAAAGACGACGGUGACCGCAUCACCGUCGACAAAUACGAGAAGAACACGGUCCUCAACGUUAGGAAGACCACUAGGCUUGACAGUGGAAAGUACAAGCUGGUGCUCACCAACUCGUCUGGCACUUGCGAGAGCAUUGCUGAUGUUGUUGUGCUAGACAAACCCAACAGGCCGAAUGGUCCUCUCGAAGUGGAGGAUGUCCGCGCCGAGAAGGCCACAGUCAAAUGGAAGAAGCCCGACGACUGGCAAGGUUCAGACAUCACCGGAUACACGCUUGAGAAGAUGGACAUGGACACUGGGAACUGGGUACCAUGCGGCGAGUGGCCUGAGCCCACACAGUUCCAGGUGAAGGGACUAACGCCGAACCACAAAUACAAGUUCAGGGUUCGCGCCGUCAACAAGGAGGGAGAAUCUGAGCCUCUAGAGACAGAUGGCUUCAUUCUCGCUAAGAAUCCUUAUGACCCGCCGAAAGCCCCAAGCAAGCCAGUCAUCAUCGACUAUGACAACCAGUCGGUCACGCUGCAAUGGGAGGCUCCCACCGACACCGGUGGACGUCCCAUCCUCGGUUAUGUUGUGGAGAAGAAGGACAAGUUCUCUGCUGAUUGGAUCGAGGUUGUCAAAACUGAGGACACUAAGACGGAGUACAAGGUGGAGGGGCUGAAGGAGAAGAUGAUCUACCAGUUCCGUGUGAAGGCCUACAACAAGGCUGGUGUCGGUGAGGCGUCACCGCCCACUGACAACCACCUCUGCAAGCAUAAGAACUUGAAACCUCGCAUUGAGCGCAGCACUUUCAAGUCUGUCAUCAUCAAGGCUGGCCGCACCCACAAGUGGUCUGUUGAUGUCACCGGUGAACCUGCUCCGGACAUGACUUGGUCAUGGCGUGAGAACAUCAAGCUAGUCAACACGGAGCGCAUCAAGAUCGAGAACCAGGAGUACCACACCGAUUUCACGAUCAUCAACGCGGUGCGCCGCGACACCGGCAAAUACACGCUCCGGGCGGAGAACUGCAACGGUUUCGACCAGGAGACCGUCGAGCUGACUGUUCUCAGCAAGCCAUCUGCGCCUAAAGGACCCCUGGAGGUGUCAGACAUCCAUGCGACCGGCUGCAAGGUCCGAUGGGAGAAACCUGAAGAUGACGGCGGUGUUCCAGUCAAGGAAUACGAGCUUGAGAAGAUGGACAUGGCUACCGGCAAAUGGGUGCGCGUUGGCAGGGUUGCUGGCGACAAGAAGCCUCUAGAAAUGGAGGUGACGGGACUCGAACCCGGACACCAGUACAAGUUCCGCGUGACAGCCGUCAACGAUGAGGGCGAUUCUGAGCCACUGGAAGCCGAGAAGGCUAUCCUGGCUAAGAAUCCUUUCGACAUCUCCGACAAGCCCGGCAACGUAGAAGUGGCAGAUCACGACAACGAGAGCGCCACAGUCAAAUGGGACCCUCCCAAGAACGACGGCGGAGCGCCGAUACAGAAGUACAUUGUCCAGAAGAAGCCCAAGGGUGGAGACUGGGAGAACGCUCUAGAAGUGCCCGGUACCGCCACGACGGCUAAAGUGGACGGUCUGCCCGAGGGCAGCGAAUACCAGUUCAGGGUGAUCGCCGUCAACAAGGCGGGUCCUUCCGAAGCCUCCGACCCUACCAAGAUGACUACCAUCAGACACAAGGCUUUGAAACCCCGCAUCGACCGCACCAACCUGAAGGCGCUGGCCGUGCGCGCGGGCAAGCCCAUCUUCUUCGACGUGAACGUCAAGGGUGAACCGGCUCCCACUGUGCAGUGGUUCCAAAAAUGGAAGGGAGAAGAGAAGGAGGUGAAAGAAAACGUCAUCAACGUUGACUACAACACCAAACUUGACAUCAAGGACUCUGUCCGCGCCAUGACCGGCACCUACCGCAUCUUGGCCACCAACCAACACGGCACAGACGAGGCUGAAGUUGAUAUUACUGUGCUUAGUGCUCCUGGCAAGCCUGGUGGGCCGUUGAAGGUCGCUGAUGUUACCAAAUCUGGCUGCAAACUGUCUUGGAAGAAGCCGGAAGAUGAUGGUGGCAAGCCAGUGACCGGCUACGUAGUAGAAAAACUCAACAAAGCCACCGGACGCUGGGUCCCGGUCGGCAAAACCGACGACACAGAAAUGGAGGUCAAGGGUCUGCAGGAGGGCGAGGAGUAUGAAUUUAGAGUUCGAGCUGUCAACGAGGAAGGCGAGAGCGAACCGUUGAAGACGGACCAUAGCAUUAUUGCGAAGAAUCCUUACGAUAUUCCAGGCAAACCCUCCGUCCCGGUCAUCGAAGACUGGGAUGUGGACCGCGUGGACCUCACAUGGGAAGCGCCUAAGAACACCGGCGGAGCGCCCAUCACUGGCUACGUUAUUGAGAAGAAGGAGAAAUUUGGAUCAUGGCAGGAAGCUCUUACUACCAAUACGCCAGAGUGCAAGGCCCGCGUACCGGAUCUAAAGGAAGGCAACACGUACCAGUUCCGCGUGCGCGCAGUGAACAAGGCUGGCCCUGGGGAGCCGGGCGACCCGACACAACCCCACGUCGCCAAGGCUAGAUUCUUGAAACCAUGGAUCAACCGCGACAAGAUGCAAGCGAUCCGCGUCCGCGCCGGCACCACCAUCAAACUCGACGUGGACAUCAAGGGUGAACCCCCACCAACCAAGACCUGGAUCUUCGCCAACAAGCCUCUCGAGAACGGCGAGGGCAUCAAGAUCGAGAACGAGGAUUACAACACCCGUAUGACGCUCACAGAGACUUCGUGGAAGAACACGGGAGUGUACACGCUGAAGGCCGUCAACGACUCCGGCACGGAUGAGGCCACGGUUGAAAUCACUGUGCUGGACAAACCCGGCAAGCCCGAAGGCCCGCUCGAAGUGUCCGACGUUCACGCCGACCAUGUCAAGCUAGCGUGGAAGAAACCCAAGCACACUGGAGGCCUUCCACUCAGCGCAUACGUCGUUGAGAAGAUGGACGUUGUCACUGGCAAGUGGGUGCCUGCUGGUACCGUGGAACCGGAUACCACUGAGGCUACUGUCACUGGCCUAGAACCCGGCCACACCUACCAGUUCCGCGUGAAAGCCCUCAACGAGGAAGGCGAGUCGGAACCACUCGAGACCGACCACGGCAUCCUAGCCAAGAACCCGUACGACGUGCCCGCUGCCCCCGGUCUGCCAGAUAUUGUGGACUGGGACGAGAAGAGCGCUAAGCUCAAGUGGGAGCCGCCGAUCAGGGACAAUGGCGCGCCCAUCACCGGCUACAUUAUUGAGAAGAUGGAUAGGGAUACGGGCGAGUUUGUCAAGGCCGCUGAAAUCCAAGGCAACAUCUGCCAAGGCACAGUCCCCAAACUGGAGGAGGGCAGCCAGUACCAGUUCAGAGUGCGCGCGGUGAACAAGGCGGGCCAGUCUGAACCUUCCGAAAACACCAACUGGCACACCGCUAAGGCCCGCUUCUUGAAACCAAGAAUCGACCGCACAAACCUCAAACCAGUCUCCGUCAAAGCCGGCCUUCCCGUCUCCCUGGACAUUAAAGUCUUCGGCGAGCCCCCAGCCACCGUCACCUGGUACUUCAAGGGCGAGGAGAUCAAGACAGGAACUCCUGAGAACUUGGAGAUUAUCAACAUUGAUUAUAACACUAAGUUCUUGAUGACUAAGAGCAAGCGAGUGAACACUGGGGUGUAUGUGAUUAAAGCUAAGAACGAGGUUGGUGAAGAUGAGGCAGAGGUUGAGAUUACUAUUCUUGGCAAGCCCUCGAAGCCCAAAGGUCCUCUGGAGGUCGCCGACGUCACAAAGAACGGAUGUACGCUUACAUGGCAGAAACCGGAAGACGAUGGUGGAUCACCCAUCGAGUAUUAUGAGAUCGAGAAACUCGAUCCGCUUACUGGCCAAUGGGUCCCUUGCGGCACGGCCAAGGACUGCAAAGCCAACAUUACCGGCCUGCAAGAAGGCAAGCCUUACAAGUUCCGCGUCAAGGCCGUCAACAAGGAGGGUGAAUCUGAAGAACUUGAGACUGAGAAGUCUGUCAUCGCUAAGAAUCCGUUCGACGAGCCCGGCAAACCCGGCAGGCCUGAGCCCAGGAACUGGGACAAAGACUUCGUGGACCUCGAAUGGUCUCCGCCCAAGGAGGACGGUGGUGCGCCCAUCACCGGCUACAUCAUCCAGAAGAGGGAGAAGGGUGGACGAUCAUGGCAAGACGCCCUCCGCACGUCAGGCGACCGGCCAGUGGGCCGCGUCACCGACGUGGAGGAGGGCCACGAGUACGAGUUCCGUGUGCUCGCCGUCAACAAGGCCGGCCCGGGAGAGCCCUCAGACGCCAGCAAGUCUGUCGUGUGCAAGCCGAGAUUCUUGGCACCAAAGAUCGACCGCAAGAACCUUCAAAAGCGCAAGGUCAAGGUCGGCGAAACGCUCAAGUUCGAGGCCGACGUCAAGGGCGAACCGGAGCCGACCAUCACGUGGACGCUCAACGCGGCGCCGCUUAAGCCGGAGGAGCGGCUUAAGAUCGAGAAUAAGGAUUACCACACAUCAUUCGCGCUGCAGAAGUGCACGCGCAAAGAUGGCGGCACAUACUUGGUGACAGCCAAGAACGACUCCGGAACUGACUCGGUCGAGAUCGAAGUGCAAGUCGUCAGCAAGCCUGCUAAGCCUAAGGGACCUUUGAAGGUUUCUGACGUGAAAGCCGACGGCUGCAAGCUGAAAUGGGAGCCCCCAGAAGACGACGGUGGCGAACCCAUCGAGAACUACGUCGUGGAACGUAUGGACACCGAAUCCGGGCGAUGGGUCCCCGUCUGCACCACCAAGACUCCUGAGGCUGACGUCACUGGCCUUAAUGAGGGCAAGGACUAUCUGUUCAGAGUCAAGGCGGUCAACCCUGAAGGAGAGAGCGAACCGCUUGUCACUGAGACGGCUAUCACUGCUAAGAACCCUUAUGGCGAACCGGACGCCCCAGGCAAGCCGGAGUUCAAGGACUGGAGCAAGGACCACGUGGACCUCAAAUGGGAGAAGCCAUCCAGCGACGGUGGCGCCCCCAUCACGGCCUACAUCGUCGAGAAGAAGGACCGCGACAGCGGGAAAUGGGUUAAGGCUGCUGAGGUCCCUGGCACUAAGUGCGAAGCUCGCGUGCCUGACCUGAUCGAAGGCAAGACGUACCAGUUCAGAGUGAAGGCCGUCAACAAGGCCGGACCGAGCAAGCCGUCCGCCGCCUCAGAGAACCUGCUGGCUAAGGACCGCUUUGCGCCACCGAAGAUUGACCGCACGAACAUGCGUGACAUCACCAUCAAGGCUGGCCAGAACAUCCGCCUGGACAUCAAGGUCAGCGGUGAACCGCCACCAACCAAGACCUGGUUCCACAACAAGGAGCGUCUAGCCACCCGCGACGACCUCACGGUAGACGCUGAAGACUACAAGAUCAAGCUCUCAGUCAUCGUGGCCGCUCGCAAACACAGCGGCACCUAUGUGCUGAAGGCUGAAAACAGUAGCGGGAAGGAUGAGGCGACCAUCCAGGUCAAUGUACUGGAUGUGCCGGCUAAGCCUGAGGGACCGCUCAAGAUCUCCGACAUCCACAAAGAAGGCUGCACGCUCAAAUGGAACCCGCCUCUAGACGAUGGCGGCGCGCCUAUCGACCACUACCUCGUAGAAAAGUUGGACACAGAGACUGGUCGGUGGAUGCCAGCUCUCAAGACUAAGGAUCCUAAGGCAGAGAUCGAUAACUUAGUGCCUGGACAUGAGUACAAGUUCAGGGUCUCUGCGGUUAAUAAUGAAGGUGUAUCCGAGCCGUUGGAAGCGGAUCAUGCUAUUAUUGCGAAGAAUCCGUUCGACGAGCCCGGCAAGCCCGGCACACCAGAAGUUGUGGACUGGGACCGCGACCACGUGGACCUCAAAUGGGAGAAGCCCAUCAAAGAUGGCGGCGCUCCCAUCACCGGAUACAUCAUUGAGAAGAGGGAGAAGGGAUCGCCCAAAUGGGUGAAGGCUUGUGAGGUCGGCCCCAACGACAACGAGAAGGCCACAGUGCCCAACCUGGACGAGGGUACAGAGUACGAGUUCAGAGUGAAGGCCGUGAACGAGGCAGGCCCAGGCGAACCCAGCGAUGCUAGCAAGAGCGUCGUCUGCAAGCCUAGGCGAUUGGCGCCAAAGAUCGACCGUCGCAACCUGCGCACCAUCAAAGUUCGCGAGGGCGAACCCAUCUCGCUCGACAUCAAGGUCAGCGGCGAACCCGCGCCUGACGUCACGUGGACACUCAACGGCAAGAGCGUACAGAGCGGCGGUGGUCUCAAGUUGAUCGAGAUCCCAUACAUGACCAAGUACCAGCACUCGAGUCCGAAGCGCAAGGACUCUGGCACCUACAAGAUCCAGGCCGUCAACAAGUACGGACAGGAUACCGCCGAGCUUGAGAUCAUUGUCACUUCCAAACCAGAGAAACCCGAAGGCCCGCUAGAAGUUUCCGAUAUCCACAAAGACGGGUGCACUCUCAAAUGGAAGAGGCCCAAAGACGACGGAGGCGAGCCUAUCGAGGCGUACCUGGUCGAGAAAUACGACCCCGAGACCGGAUCUUGGAUGCCUGUCGGCAAGACACUCGGCAACGUACCUGAGAUGGAGGUUGACGGUCUGAUCCCCGGACACGAGUACAAGUUCCGCGUGAAGGCGAUCAACAAGGAGGGAGAGUCCGAGCCUCUCGAGACCUUCGGCUCCAUCGUCGCCAAGGAUCCCUUCACCGUACCCGACACGCCGUCCGCUCCCGUCCCCGACGACUGGUCGGCGACGCACGUGGACCUCAAAUGGGAGGCGCCCAUAUCCGACGGAGGCUCUCCGAUCAUCGGAUACAUCGUCGAGAAGAAGGACAAAUACAGUCCCUUGUGGGAGAAGGCUGUGGAGACCCACACACCCACACCUUCCGCUACUGUCAAUGGCUUGAUCGAAGGCAACGAAUACCAGUUCCGCGUGAUCGCCAUCAACAAGGCCGGUCAGAGCAAACCUUCAGAAGCGAGCAAGAACUUCAUCGCCAAGCCACGCUUCCUGGCUCCGAAGAUCGACAGGAGACACCUCAGGGAUGUCACCAUCUCUGCUGGUGCUACGCUGAAGUUGGAGGCUGUGAUCACUGGCGAACCGCCACCAGCGGUUGAAUGGAGGUCACAGAACAUGCCGCUCCGCCCAUCCAAGGCGGUGACCAUCGACAGUCCCGACUACUUCACCAAGCUCAUCAUCCGUCCUGUCCGUCGGGACGACUCUGGCGAAUACACAGUCACGGCUGUCAACAGCAGCGGCAAGGAUACUGUCACUAUCAACGUGCUUGUCACUGACAAGCCGACCAAGCCUGAAGGUCCGCUGCAGAUCUCAGACGUGCACAAGGAAGGCGCCACUCUCAAGUGGAAGAGGCCGAAAGGCGCCCCCAUCGAGUCUCAGGUGGAACAAAGGCCGAAGGACGAGUCGGUGGCGCCCCCAUCUAAGUGUGACGUGACUGGCUUGACUCCUGGCAAGGAGUACAGGUUCAGAGUGUCGGCUGUCAACUCCGAGGGCGAAUCGGAACCGCUCACGUCAGAACAGAGCAUCGUCGCUAAGAAUCCGUUCGACGAGCCUGGUGCGCCUGGCACCCCAAGCGUGACCGACUGGGACAAAGACCACGUGGACUUGAAGUGGACGCCGCCCCGCGAGGACGGUGGCGCCCCCAUCGAGGGCUACAUCGUCGAGAAGAAGGACAAGUUCGGAAACUGGGAGAAGGCUCUGGAAGUCCCCGCCAACCAGACCAAUUGUACUGUACCUGAUCUGGUAGAAGGACAGACUUACGAGUUCAGGGUCCGCGCUGUGAACAAGGCCGGCCCAGGCGAGCCAAGCGACAGCACGCACCCCAUUGUAGCCAAGCCCAGGAACCUGGCACCCAAGAUCGACCGCACCAACCUUAUCGACAUCAAGCUCAAGGUUGGAACGAAGUUCGGCUUCGACGUCAAGGUUUCGGGUGAACCCAUGCCGGAGACUAAAUGGUUCCUCGCCAAGAAGGAAGUCAAAUCUUCAGGCGAUAUGAAAGUUCAACACUCUGACUAUAACACCAAACUCAACUGCAAAGCGGCGACCCGCGCUGACAGCGGCCGCUAUACCAUUACUGCUGAGAACGUUAAUGGAAAAGAUGUCGCUGAGGUGGAGGUUAUAGUGCUGGCGGCUCCUAGUCCACCUAAUGGACCGCUCAAGGUCUCGGACGUCCACGCCCACGGCGCCAAGCUCUCCUGGCUACCUCCCUCCGACGACGGCGGCCAGCCCAUCGACAAGUACAUCGUCGAACGCAUGGACGAAGCCACCGGCCGCUGGGUCACUGCUGGAGAGACCGACGGACCUCAGACCAGCCUGGCCGUCGACGGGUUACAGCCCGGACAUAAGUACAAGUUCAGAGUCCGCGCUGUCAACAGGCAAGGCAAAUCCGAGCCUCUCACGACCCCUCACGCCACCGAGGCCAAGAACCCGUACGACCUGGCCGGCAAGCCCGGCACGCCCGUCAUCAAGGACUUCGACCGCGACUGGGUCGAGCUGCAAUGGGCCAGACCAGAGUCCGACGGAGGCGCGCCCAUCACAGGCUACGUUAUUGAGAAGAAGGACCGCUUCUCGCCAGACUGGGAGGAGUGUGCUAAGAUCGAGGGCGACGUAACAACCGGCAAGGUGCCCGACCUGAUCGAGGGCAACACUUACGAGUUCCGCGUCCGCGCCGUCAACAAGGCCGGCCCGGGAGAACCGUCCGAUCACACCAAGCCGCACUUGGCGAGACCCAAGAACCUCGCGCCCAAGAUCGACAGGAACUUCAUGUUCGAUAUCAAGGUCAAGGCUGGCCAGAACUACGAGCUGGACGUGCCCGUCGCCGGUGAACCCACACCAACCAAGGAAUGGUUCCACGGCGAGAACAUGGUCAUCAACACCGACCGCAUCAAGAUCAUCAACGACGCGCACUCCACCAAGUUCAAGGUCGUCGACGCCAAGCGCGCCGACAGCGGCUCAUACACGCUCAAGGCCAAGAACCACAACGGAACGGACACGGCCACCGUCAAGGUCACCGUGCUCGACGUUCCCACGCCGCCUGAAGGACCGCUCCGCGCUGACGACAUCACCAAGUCUGGCUGCACGCUGAAAUGGCGCCCGCCCAGGGACGAUGGCGGCAGCGAAAUCACUCAUUACGUGGUCGAAAAGAUAGACCAGGAGAAUAUGAGGUGGAUCCCAGCUGGAGAAGUCUCAUCCUGUAACAUCCGCAUCGACCAUCUCAUCGAAGGUCACGACUACAACUUCAGAGUACGCGCUGUUAACAAGCAGGGAGAAUCCCAGCCGCUUGUCGGCUCCGAGCCCAUCACGGCCAAGGACCCCUACGGCACCCCAGACAAACCUGGCACUCCAGUCGUCAAGGACUGGGACAAGGACCAUAUGGAUCUGGAAUGGGUGCCGCCGAAGAAGGAUGGUGGUUCCCCGAUCACCGGGUACAUUAUCGAGGCGAAGAAACGCUACGGACCUUGGGAAGUCGCUGCCACUGUCCCUGGAAACAAGACGACCGCAACUAUCCCCAAUCUACAAGAGGGCGAGGAGUAUGAGUUUAGGGUUAUCGCCGUUAACAAGGCCGGCAAUGGAGAACCUAGCGACGCUUCCACACCACAAGUCGCUAAGGCGCGCUUCUGCGCUCCGCACUUCGACAAAACUCUGCUGGCUGACAAGACGGUCAAGGCCGGACAGAGGAUCCAAUACGAGAUUCCCAUCGAAGCGGCACCGAAACCGACAGUCGAAUGGCAGAUCAACGGCAAGGUCGUCCAUCCGAACGACCAUAUCGAUAUACAGGUUCUGCACAACAGGGUCAUUUUAGACAUUCCAUUCUCUGUCCGCGCUGACGGAGGCGUUUACAAGCUGACCCUCAAGAACGACUUGGGCGUGUGCUCCGCCACCGCUCAGGUCACCGUACUCGACAAGCCGGCGAGACCAGAGAAGCCCCUGGUUGUCUCUGAUGUUACCAAGGACUCGUGCUCACUGUCCUGGAAGGUACCGCUCGACGAUGGCGGAUCACCAAUCCUGCACUACGUUAUUGAGAAAAUGGACCUGUCCCGUGGCACUUGGUCCGACGCCGGUAUGAGCACAUACCUGUCUCACCAAGUCACCAGGCUUAUCCACAUGAAGGAAUAUCUCUUCAGAGUCAGCGCUGUCAACGCUAUUGGACAGUCUGAGCCUUUGGAGCUCGACCGCGCUAUCACGGCUAAGAACGAAUUCGACGAGCCGACUGCACCCGGCAAACCUGAAGCUACCGACUGGAGCAAGAACCACGUCGACCUCCAAUGGACCACACCGAAAUCCGACGGUGGCUCGCCGAUUACUGGCUACAUCAUCCAGAAGAAAGAAAAGGGCAGCCCCUACUGGGUGAACGCUGCUCACGUUCCUUCCAACAAGAACAAAGCUACCGUCCCUGAUCUUACUGAGGGACAGGAAUACGAAUUCAGAGUCAUCGCCGUCAACAAGGCCGGACAGUCCGAGCCUUCUGAACCUUCGGACAUCAUCACAGCGAAGGACAGAUUCGUGGCGCCUAAGAUCCUCACGCCACUCAAGGAGAUCAGAAUCAAGGCUGGACUCAUCUUCCAUUUGGACGUCGACUUCAUUGGAGAACCUAUUCCUGAAGUCACAUGGACUUGCAACAACAAACCAGUGCUUACCAACGAAAGGACUACUGUCACAUCUGUUGGUCACCAUACGAUUAUUCACACUGUGAACUGCAAGCGUUCAGAUGCUGGCAAAUAUCAUCUGUCGCUGAAGAACGACUCAGGAUCGGACGAGGGAAGCUUCGAGCUCAUCGUUCUGGAUGUCCCUGGACCGCCGCAACCGCCUUUCGAAUACGAAGAGAUCACGGCUCAGUCCGUCACUCUAUCCUGGAAACCACCCAAGGACAAUGGUGGCAGCGAGCUGACCGCCUACGUCAUUGAGAAACGAGACUUAACUCAUGGAGGCGGCUGGGUACCGGCUGUCACCUACAUCAACCCUAAGCUCAACCACGCCACAGUACCGCGUUUGGCCGAGGGCACCAAGUACGAGUUCAGAGUAUUCGCCGAGAACUUGCAGGGCCGCUCUGAACCGCUCGUCACCGAUAGGGCUGUGGUCGCUAAGAACCAGUACACUGUUCCUGGCAAGCCUGGCAAACCAGAGCUUGUGUCUGCGGACAAGGAUCACAUCAAGGUCAGGUGGACACCUCCCAUCUCCAACGGAGGAUCCAACAUUCUUGGCUACGACGUCGAGAGGAGAGACAAGGCCACUGGCCGCUGGAUCAAACUGAACAAGGAUCCGGUCAGGGGCAGCGAAUACGAGGAUGACAGGGUACAGGAAGGCCACCAGUACGAAUACAGAGUAUCUGCAGUCAACGCUGCCGGACCCGGUCAGCCGUCCGACCCGUCCAACAUGCUCAUCGCCAAGCCAAUGAAGGAGAAGCCAAAACUAUAUUUGGAUCACCUUAUUGGACGCAAGAUCAAGGUGCGCGCCGGCGAACCUAUCAAUAUAAACAUUCCAAUCACCGGCGCACCCACACCGACUAUCUCCUGGACCAAGGGCGCCGUAUCUCUGCUGCCCUCGCUUAGACUGUCCACGGAAACCAAGAACGACGAGGCCAAGCUUAACAUUGAAAAGUCCACAAGAGACGACGCUGGAAAAUACACUAUUACCGCGUCCAACGCUCAUGGAAAGGACUCGGCCGACAUCGAAGUCAUCGUUGUCGACAAGCCUGGUAUUCCCAAAGGACCUCUCCUUACGACACCGGUCACACACGACACGAUCAGCCUGCAAUGGCAGCCGCCCACCGACGACGGCGGCAGCGAGAUCACCGGCUACGUCGUCGAGGUCGCCGAGUACGGCGUCAACGACUGGCGAACGGUCGCCGGCUUCUGCCCCAAAUGCUCCUUCGCCGUCAAGAACCUUACCGAAGGCAAGAAAUACGUGUUCAGGGUACGCGCUGAGAAUCUCUACGGAGUAUCAGACCCAUUGGAGUCCAAGCCUACAGUCGCGAAGUCGCCGUUCGACCCGCCAGAUGCGCCAGAAACGCCCAGGAUUACCGGAUACAGCGCGAACAGCUGUUCUCUCGAAUGGGACCCUCCCGCGAACUGCGGCGGCAAACCCAUCACCGGCUACUACGUCGAGAAACGCGAGCGCGGCGGCGAAUGGGUUAAGGUUAACAACUACCCCACGCCCAAUACCUGUUACACCGUCUCUGACCUUCGUGAAGGCAACCGCUACGAGUUCAGAGUCAUCGCCGUCAACGAGGCCGGACCUGGCAAACCUAGCAAGCCUACCGAGCCUAUUACAGCACAGACGCAGAGACUUAAGCCUAGCGCGCCUGAAGCGCCCAAACCAGACAGGAUCACCAAGGACUCCGUUACAUUAUCCUGGAGGCCGCCCAAGAGCAAUGGUGGCUCGAAGAUCAAGGGCUACAUCAUCCAACAGAAGGGCAAGGGUGACAAGGACUGGAAGGACGUCAAUGAUGUGCCUAUCCCGAGCCUCGUACACACUGUUCCUAAACUUAAGGAAGGUGAAGAGUAUCAGUUCAGAGUUAUCGCCGUUAACGACGUCGGUCGCUCUGACCCGAGCAAGCCUACCAGCGAUAUCACCAUCGCCGAACAGCCCAACAAACCUUGCAUGGACCUUGGAGGAGUCAGAGACAUCACCGUUCGUGCCGGAGAGGACUUCUCCAUUCACGUGCCGUACACUGGCUUCCCGCAACCCACCGCAUCCUGGUUCAUGGAGGACAACCUCCUCGAUGUUGAGGGAGACUCUAGGAUCUUCCAGAAGAUCACGCCCGAAUCGGCUUCGCUGGUCGUCAAGAACGCUAAGAGGUCCGACGGUGGACAAUACAGACUGCAACUGCGCAACCCGUCCGGAUACGACACGGCCACCAUCAACGUCCGUGUCCUCGACAGGCCUGGCAAACCAGAGAACCUGCGUGCGGACGAAUUCGAAGGCGAAGCCCUUACGCUAUACUGGAACCCGCCGAAGGACAACGGCGGUGGCGAGAUCACCAACUACGUCGUUGAGAAACGCGAGGCUAGAACCGCCAACUGGACGAAGGUUUCCGGCUACGUCACCACUCCGUUCUUCCGCGUGAAGAACUUGAACGUCGGCAGAGACUACGAGUUCAGAGUCAUGGCCGAGAACCAAUACGGCCAGUCUGACCCGGCUCAGACCACCGAGCCUAUCAAGGCCAGACAUCCGUUCGACCCGCCAGGCGCGCCUGGAGCGCCAAAAUCGGUCGAAACUACGGAGUCUUCGAUCACAAUUACCUGGACCAAGCCUCGUCACGACGGCGGCUCACCCAUUACUGGUUAUGUCGUAGAGAAGCGACUGAUAACCGAAGACAAAUGGACCAAAGCCUCGCACGCCCACGUGCCCGACACGACUCUUAAAGUCACUGGUUUGAUCGAGAACCAGCAGUAUGAGUUCAGGGUGGCGGCGAUCAACGCGGCCGGGCAAGGGCCGUACUCGCAGAGCUCGGACGCCAUCCGAGCGUGUGCUCCGCCCAACUCGCCGAAGAUCACGAGCGACCUCAGCCUCAGAGACAUCACCGUUAUUGCGGGAGAGGAGAUCAAGAUCACUGUGCCGUUCACUGGCAACCCGAGGCCAAAGGUGUCAUGGUUCGUGAACAACGAGGAGGUGUUCCCCGACAACAGGCUCCGCUUCGUGACGUCAGACAUCGACACGGUCUUCUACAACUCGUCAGCCAAGAGAUCCGACACGGGACCGUACACUAUUCAGCUGUUGAACAGCGAAGGAUCCGACAGCGCAACUUGCAGGGUGUUGGUAGUAGACCGUCCAUCGCCGCCUGUAGGCCCGCUGGAAGCGUCCGACAUCACGCCAGAUACCUGCACACUGAGCUGGAAGCCACCGCUAGACGAUGGCGGCGUCCCCAUCUCCAACUACAUCGUUGAGAAGAUGGACAACAACGGAGUAUGGCAGAAGAUCUCAUCGUUCGUGCGCAACUGCCACUACAAUGUGAUGGGUCUGGAACCGAACCGCAAAUACACGUUCCGCGUUCGCGCUGAGAACCAGUAUGGAGUCUCUGAUCCGCUCACCAUGGACGACUCCAUUACUGCUAAGUUCCCCUUCACGAUCCCCGACCCGCCAGGCGCGCCGCGCGUCAUCGACUGGGACGGCUCGACCGCCUCUCUUGUUUGGGACCGCCCGCGCUCCGACGGAGGCUCACGCAUCCAGGGCUACAAGCUGGAGUUCAGAGAUGUCAAGGAUAACAUCUGGAACAGCGCAGACUACCUGGUUAAAGACUGCAACUACCAGGCUUACAACCUCGAACCGGGAUGCGAAUACGAGUUCCGCGUACGCGCGAAGAACGCCGCCGGCUUCAGCAAGUACUCGGCCAGCUCGCAACGCUUCAAGGUCAAGCCCCGCUGCGGGCCCCCCGGACCUCCGAGGGCGCCUCGCGUUGUACGCGUGGGCAAGAACUAUGUGGAUCUCAGCUGGGACCCACCCGCGAACGAUGGAGGAUCCCGUAUCACGGGCUACAUCAUCGAGCGUCGCGACGUGGGUGACAGCGUGUGGGUGAAGUGCAAUGACUACAACGUCGCUGACACCACCUUCACUGCCAUGAAGCUUAUCGAGAAGGCCGACUACGAGUUCAGGAUUAUCGCCGUCAACAGCGCCGGCAAAUCCGAGCCAUCAUCAUGCACAACCCCAGUCCGCACCGGCGAAGAGAUCGGAGGCACGAAGCCCGAAUGGGUGAAGAUGAUGCCUCCACACAUGUGCGCGCCAUUGGGCAGGCCAUUCACUAUCGAGUGUGUCGCUACCGGCAACCCCAUACCUACUGGCAGAUGGCUCAGGAACGGCAGAGAGGUCGUGCUAGGAACCAGAUUCAUCGCCGAGUCCCGCGAGGGUGUUCUCAAGCUGAACAUCACGGAGGCCGCCGACGCGGACGAGGGUGACUACACGUGCGAGGCCGUUAACAACAUCGGCUUCAUCUACUGCACUGGACACCUUAAGAUCGGAAACCCACCGCGCAUCACUCGCAUGCCGGGCGACCUACACCUUCCGGAACACGACAACACCAAGAUCAAGAUCCUCUACACCGGCGACCAGCCCGCUGACGUCACGCUCACCAAAGAUGGCCGCACCGUCAAGGAGUCGCCACAUCUCAAGUUCACCGUCUUCGAUGACUAUAUCCUUAUCUUUAUUAAGGAUAUCAGCAAGGAUGAUAUGGGCACUUACAAGAUCACGAUCAAGAACAUCGGCGAGACAUCAGACACAUUCUCAGUCACCGUUACCGGAUUGCCCGGACCGCCGCAGGACCUUGUACCGAGCGACGUCAACAAACAUUCUUGCACUCUCACUUGGAAGCCUCCGAACUACGAUGGAGGCAUGCCUGUUACGCACUACGUCGUCGAGCGUAAUGAUACCGCUGGAACCGCCUGGAUCACAAUCGCGUCCUCGGUCCGAGACACGCGAUUCACCGUCCAGGGUCUCACGGAGGGCCAGGAGUACAACUUCAGGGUCCACGCCGCCAACGAGAACGGACAAGGUCCCGCCUGCAAUGCCGCUAACCCGAUCAGGGCUAAGGCGCCGUUCGACCCGCCGUCUGCGCCCGGCAUUCCCAAGAUCAAGGAGGUUGGAGGAGACUUCGUGCACCUUGAAUGGGAGAAGCCCGAGAGCGAUGGAGGCGCUAGGAUCCAAGGUUACUGGAUCGACAAACGCGAGGUCGGCACGUCGACCUGGCAGCGCGUGAACCCCACGCUCUGCCUGCCCAACCAGUACAACUGCUCCAACCUGAUCGAGGGUCGCCAGUACGAGUUCAGGGUCACCGCUGUCAACGAGGCAGGACCCAGCCCGCCGUCCACCGCCAGUCAAGAGGUCAAGGUUGUGGACCCGAGAGCCGCCACUCCGCCGGAGAUCGUGAAGCCGCUGAAGAACGCCAACUGCAUCCAGUACCACAACGCCAAGUUCACUUGCACCAUCACUGGCUUCCCGAAACCCAACAUCACGUGGUACAAGGGCGCUCGUGAGAUAACCAACGGACCUCGUCACCGCAUCUGGAGCGAGGGAGACAACCACUUCCUAACGGUCGUGGACGUUUUCGGCGAAGAUGCGGACUCCUACGUAUGUCGCGCUGUCAACAAGGCCGGAGUUAAGAGCACCAAGGCUGAACUGCUUAUUAUGACCGCACCAAAACUGAACGUGCCACGCUUCCGCGACACCGCCUACUUCGACAAGGGAGAAAACGUGGUCAUCAAGAUUCCGUUCACCGGUCACCCCGUGCCCAAGAUCACCUGGGUACGCGAGGGAGAGACCAUCGAGUCUGGACACCAUUACCAUGUGGAGAGGAAAGAACGUCACGCGGUCCUGACGAUACGCGACGCCAGCAAGCUGGAUUCUGGUCCAUACAGAAUCACAGCCGAGAACGAACUCGGAUCUGAUUCGGCCAUCAUCAACAUUGAAAUUAGUGACCGUCCAGACCCGCCACGCUUCCCAGCGUGCGACAACAUCGGCGUGGAUUCCCUUGCUCUCAGCUGGAAGGCCCCAGUCUGGGAUGGAGGCUCAGACAUCACCAACUACCUGGUCGAGAAACGAGAGCACCCCAUGUCCAGCUGGAUAAGGGUUGGCAACACCAGGUUCACCACGAUGGCGAUAACCGGCCUCGUCCCUGGCAAGCAGUACGAAUUCCGAGUGUACGCCGAGAACAUAUACGGCCGCUCGGAGCCUAGCGAGCCCACUGGCUUGGUGCAGACCAAGGCUGUCAUCAAGAAGGAGUUCAAGAAGAAGGAAUACCCUGUGGACGAGACCGGCAAGCGUAUCCGCUCGAAUGCGGACCACGGCCCGGUCAAGGACUACGACAGCUAUGUGUUCGACAUCUACAGUAAAUACGUGCCGCAGCCCGUCGACAUCAGCACCUGCUCCGUCUACGACAAAUACGAUAUCCUCGAGGAGAUUGGCACAGGUGCCUUCGGCGUCGUGCAUCGCUGCCGCGAGCGAGCCACCGGCAACUACUUCGCGGCCAAAUUCAUUCCUUGCACCGGAGCGAUGGAGAAAGAACUCAUUAAGAAAGAGAUAGAUAUAAUGAACCAGCUCCAUCAUAGGAAGCUGAUUAACCUACACGACGCCUUUGAAGAUGACGAUGAGAUGGUCCUCAUCUUUGAGUUCUUGUCCGGAGGCGAGCUGUUCGAGCGCAUCACGGAGCCAGGCUACAACAUGUCCGAGGCUGAAGCCGCUCACUACAUGAGACAGAUCUGCGAGGGAGUGAGACACAUGCACGAGCAGAACAUCAUCCAUCUAGACUUGAAACCAGAAAACGUCAUGUGCCAGACAAGGACAGGAACAGACGUUAAGAUCAUUGACUUCGGUCUAGCCACCAAAUUGGACCCGAACGAAGUGGUCAAGAUCUCAACGGGAACCGCCGAGUUCGCGGCGCCCGAAAUCGUCGAGAGAGAGCCGGUCGGCUUCUAUACGGACAUGUGGGCCGUUGGCGUGCUUUCAUAUGUGCUUCUCUCCGGCCUAUCGCCGUUCGCCGGCAACACCGACAUCGACACGCUCAAGAACGUGAAGGCGUGCGACUGGGAGUUCGACGAGGAGGCCUUCCAGCACGUCUCGGACGACGCCAAGGACUUUAUCAGACGACUGCUAGUUAAGAAUAAGGAAAAACGUCUAACGGCGCACGAAUGCCUGCUCCACCCAUGGCUGGCCGGCGACGCGACGUCAUCGCGAACAGCGACUAUCGAAGCGCGCAGAUACGAGAAGAUGCGUGACAGGCUUCGCAGCCGCUACGAUGAUUGGGCCGGCUUCGCACUGCCCAUUGGCAGGCUGAGCGAGUAUAGUAGCUUGAGGAAGCUGCUUAUUGAGAAGUGGAAGAUCUACGAUGGACAGUUCGACCGCAGACAAGCGGCGCCACGCUUCGUGAUCCGACCACAAUCCGCCUUCUGCUACGAGGGCCAGUCGGUGAAACUGUACUGCCGCAUCAUUGCCUGUGCCACACCUACAGUGACGUGGUCACACAACAACCACGAGCUGAGACAGUCCGUCAAGUUCAUGAAGAGAUACGCUGGCGACGACUACUACUUCAUCAUCAACCGCGCCAAGCUGGAAGACCGCGGCGAGUACAUCGUCCGCGCGGAGAACCACUACGGUUUCCGCGAGGAGGUUGUCUUCUAAACGUACAACGUAAGUAUCCCACCGGUCCCGAAGGUCCAACGCCAGCACGCGCCCGAAGCGCCGCGCCGGCGCUCCGCGCUCCCCUACACGUUCUGGCAGGAGUCGAGCGAGACGGCGCCAGUAUUCACCUUCCAGCUGCGGCCGCGCGUCAUGCAGGCGCGCGACACCUGCAAGCUGCUGUGCUGCCUCAGCGGCCGCCCGACGCCGACUGUCAAGUGGUUCAAGGACCGAAAGGAGCUAUCCAAGUUCGACUACUCGAUGACGAGCGCGGACGGCGUGGUCACGCUUGAGAUCGUGGACUGCCGACCGGAGGACAGCGGCAAAUACACCUGCGUCGCCACCAACUGCCACGGCACUGAUGAGACGUCUUGUGUCGUCAUUGUUGAAGGCGAGGUAGUGAGCGCGGAGCAGGCGGCGCUUGCGCACAACUUCCUGCACUCGGGCGACCGCCGCUACAUCGAGAAGCCGAUCAAGCCCGCGCCGCCACCGAUCAUCACCAAGACCAAGGUGACGAUCGACCCGCCAGUCAAGACACACGCCAUCGCGAGACCGAAGUUCUCGCCACAGACUUCAGUAGAUGCCUCCAAGAAGAAGUAUGGCGCCAAACUAGAUUCAGAUGCCUCAUCGAGGUCUAGGAGCACAACCAAGGAAUUAGUCUUGCCAGCAUCGGACUCAACAAUGUGCCUGCCUUCAUUCGCGCGAGCACUACCCGAUGUAUUAGCAGCCCGAGAUGGCGCGCCCCUGAACCUGUCCUGUGCGGUGCGCGGAGACCCUGACCCCAGGGUCGAGUGGUACAAGAACGGCCAGCCGCUGCACUCUUCUGAUGUGAUAGACCUGAAAUACAAAAACGGAGUGGCCUCAUUGGCCAUCCAUGAAGUGUUCCCCGAAGACGAGGGAGAAUACUCAUUGAGAGCCAUCAACAGCCAAGGUCAAGUUGAGACCAAGUGCAAGGUCACCGUCAAACCGAUGGAAGGCAGUGCGGCCGCCGGCGUGAAGACUGGCGACAAGCCGCCCAGGAUCGUGGAUCACGCCACCUCACAGAUCGUUACUGACGGAGACGCCGUCACGCUUUCCUGCAGAAUCACUGGAGCCGAGCGUUUCGACGUAGUAUGGCUACACAACAACAAGGAGAUCAAGCCUUCAAAGGACUUCCAAUACUCCAGCGAGGCCAAUAUUCACAAGCUGAACAUCGCUGAGAUCUUCCCCGAAGACGCCGGCGUAUACACAUGUGAGGCGUUCAACGACGCGGGCGAAUCGUUCUCCUCCUGCACGCUAGUCGUAUCCGUGCCCGGCGAAACUAGUGCCGCGCCGCAAUACAAGGACUUCCCGGCCUCGUCCACCGUCGGCGCCGCCGAGCCUGCUGUCUUCACCGCCGAGCUCGACAAGCCACCGCUCCAGCUGCAAUGGCUAAAGGACGGUAAACCGAUCGACGAGACCUCCCCCCGCUACCGGUUCACGAUGGAGGGCACGGCGCGGUACCGGCUGGAGAUCGCCUCCGCCGACGCCGCCGACGCCGGCCAGUACUCUGCCCGCGCCGUCGGCUCCAAGGGCGACGCGCUUGCUGCCUUCUACCUGAACGUCGUCGAGGCAUAGACAACACUAGUCUUUCUGCCGUCGACGUAUAAUCGACGGUACAUCACUAGUCUUUAAGUCGGACGCUGCGCGACACACAUUUGAACGAUUUUUUUAAGAACGCGGCUUUGUUUUUAACCUUUUUCCAUCACAGCAACAGAAUUUGUCAGUGAUGACAUGGCGUCGGAAUGGUUAAGCCGUUGUACACAUAUAAUCGAUGUUUUUAAAAGCGCGGCGUUCAAAUAUUGUGACAUGAAACCUAUUUAUUGAUGAGAUUUUUAUACAAUUCGGAGUCUAAGUGUGUAAAGGAUUUUUUAUAAAAAAAUAUAAAAGUUUAUUAAUUUAUUUAAGCUAAGUGUUACACCCUGUCGAUGCCUACGAGAUUUCUCUAGUCACUAUUAACUUUAUUUUAUGUCGACGUUAUCCGAUUUUUUUCUUUAUUUAUUAACCUAACAGAUGUUGAAGCUUCCUUAAACGAAUUUAAGCUUGAAAUUUUAUGUGGUCCUAGGUUCGAAUCCGCGUUGACCCUUUUGGGGAUAUUUUCAAAGCCACCAAAAGUAUCCUUGAAACGGUCGCCGCGUACCGACCAAUGUAAUAUUAUUAUUUUUAUAUAAAUUUAACUGUAUUAUUUAAUUGUACAUAAUUUAAUUUAUAUCAUGUGACCGCGUAAUUUAUAAAUAAAUAUGUAUACCUAAAAAUAAAAA
Molecule: messenger RNA, 29485 nt
Organism: Leguminivora glycinivorella
Lineage: Eukaryota; Metazoa; Arthropoda; Insecta; Lepidoptera; Tortricidae
Gene: bent
Product: twitchin
Biological process (GO): protein phosphorylation
Molecular function (GO): protein binding; ATP binding; protein kinase activity
Source: RefSeq, a predicted model, not a curated record